Molecule: messenger RNA, 3539 nt
Organism: Jatropha curcas
Lineage: Eukaryota; Viridiplantae; Streptophyta; Magnoliopsida; Malpighiales; Euphorbiaceae
Gene: FTSHI1
Product: FtsH extracellular protease family
Biological process (GO): proteolysis; protein import into chloroplast stroma
Cellular component (GO): chloroplast
Molecular function (GO): ATP-dependent peptidase activity; ATP binding; metalloendopeptidase activity
Source: RefSeq, a predicted model, not a curated record
CCAUUUAAUCCAUUGUGCCAAUGCGGAAGAGACCUUAAAGAGGAUUUACGUCAUCUUAGAAGCAGGGUCGGGUACUAGUUGUUCUUGAACCGGGCAAGCGUAAUUCAAUUCCAACAAGAAAAUCCAGUAACAAACGGCCUCUUGAACCCGACCCAUGUUGUCACGAAUCCGCUUAAAACCUAAUCAGAUUUUGGAUAAACCCGGAAACAGUUUACUUGCAGUCUUACACAGUACACGCUCACUCGCUUCGACUUUCAAUUCAAUUCCUCAAAAACUCGAAUUUGGGAAAAUCUUGAUGUGCAAUUCUGCUAAAAGAUGAGCUCAAUUUACUGCAAUUGUAUCAAUUUACAUCGCAACGCCAGAUUUGUUAGAUGCUAGAAGUACAAAUUUUAGCUAAGUAAUGACCAUCAUUGGCAGUCUUUUGUCUGCUAGGGUUUAUCUUCCCAAACCCUACCAGAAAUCCUUGAAAUGCACUCGGAAAAUUCGGUCAAAGACGCUAUUUCUUCACCAAUCAUUCACAGUUCUAUGCGAGUUGAAUUCAGGCUCCGCUCCACGGCCCAGUGACACUAAAAAAGAUGAUUUUGUCACGAGAAUUUUGAAGGAAAACCCUAGCCAAAUUGAGCCUACUUACCUAGUUGGCGACAAGUUCUACUCUUUGAAAGAGAGACAAAAUUUGAGCAAGAGUCAGAACAUGGAUUUUUUUGAAUUUUUAGCGAAGAGAUUGAAUAUCAAAGCAAAAUCUAAGAAAGAAAGAAAUGAGAGUCAAAAAGAGGAUGAGACUGUGUAUUUGAAGGAUAUUUUGAGGGAAUAUAAAGGUAAGCUAUAUGUUCCUGAGCAGGUUUUCGGCGCAGAUUUAUCUGAGGAAGAGGAGUUUGAUAGGAAUUUGGAGGAGCUGCCCAAGAUGAGCUUUGCGGAAUUUAGGAAAUCAAUGAAGAGUGAUAAGGUUAAGUUGUUGACUUCUAAGGAAGUUGCAGGCAGUACUUUAGGAAAUGGUCACAGAGACUUCAUUGUAGAUCUGAAGGAAAUUCCUGGCGAGAAGAGCUUACACAGAACCAAAUGGGCAAUGAGACUAAAUGAGAAUGAAGCUCAAUUACUUCUGGAGGAGUACAAGGGUCCACGGUAUGAAAUAGAGAAGCACAUGAAGUCUUUAGUGGGAAUAUUGCCAGAUUACCCUCAUCCAAUUGCAUCUUCCAUAUCUAGCAGAAUGGUGGUAGAGCUUGGAAUGUUGUCAGCUGUGAUAGCUGCUGCUGCAAUUGUAGUUGGAGGGUUCCUGGCUUCUGCAGUAUUUGCUGUUACCAGUUUCAUCUUUGUGAUGACUGUAUAUGUUGCGUGGCCUAUAGCGAAGCCAUUUUUUAAGCUUUUUCUUGGUAUCAUCUCUGGUAUUUUUGAGGGAAUUGCAGAUUGUCUUGUUGAUAUUUUCAGUGAUGGAGGAGUCUUCUCUAAAUUGUAUAAAUUUUACACUUUUGGCGGUGUAUCUGCCAGCAUUGAGAUGCUAAAGCCUAUCAUGCUUGUGCUUUUGACUAUGGUUCUUCUAGUCCGUUUCACCCUUUCAAGGAGACCUAAAAACUUCAGGAAGUGGGAUUUAUGGCAAGGAAUUGACUUUUCACGUUCUAAAGCAGAAGCUCGAGUUGAUGGUUCAACAGGAGUUAAAUUUAAGGAUGUUGCAGGGAUUGAUGAAGCAGUAGAAGAACUCCAAGAGUUGGUUAGGUACUUGAAGAAUCCAGAACUGUUUGAUAAAAUGGGGAUAAAGCCUCCGCAUGGAGUACUUUUGGAGGGUCCUCCUGGAUGUGGCAAGACCUUGGUUGCCAAGGCCAUAGCUGGUGAAGCUGGCGUUCCAUUUUACCAAAUGGCUGGGUCUGAAUUUGUUGAAGUCUUAGUUGGUGUUGGUUCUGCUCGUAUCAGGGAUCUAUUCAAGAGAGCCAAGGUCAACAAACCAUCAGUCAUUUUCAUUGAUGAAAUUGAUGCAUUGGCAACUAGGCGUCAAGGGAUUUUCAAGGAAUCUACUGACCACCUUUAUAAUGCUGCCACUCAAGAAAGGGAAACUACACUGAACCAGCUCUUGAUAGAGCUCGAUGGGUUUGACACAGGCAAAGGUGUCAUAUUUUUAGCUGCUACGAAUCGUAGAGACUUGUUAGAUCCUGCUCUUCUUCGACCUGGUCGUUUUGAUCGCAAGAUAAGAAUUCGUCCUCCUAAUGCUAAAGGGAGAUUGGAAAUUUUGAAAAUCCAUGCGAGCAAAGUGAAAAUGUCAGAAUCCGUUGAUUUAUCUACUUAUGCAAAAAACUUACCAGGAUGGACUGGAGCAAAGUUAGCUCAACUGGUACAAGAGGCUGCUCUUGUUGCUGUUCGGCAAGGGCAUGGAUCAAUUAUUCAGUCAGACAUGGAUGAUGCUGUUGACCGGCUUACAGUAGGACCGAAGCGUGUUGGAAUAGAGUUGGAUUAUCAGGGACAAUGUCGUAGAGCGAUUACUGAAGUUGGAAUUGCUAUGGUUUCUCAUUUGCUUAGGCGAUAUGAAAAUGCAGAAGUUGAAUGCUGUGAUCGCAUUUCAAUUAUCCCUCGCGGUCAGACAUUAUCACAAGUUGUCUUUCAUCGGCUGGAUGAUGAAUCAUACAUGUUUGAGCGUCGGCCUCAACUGCUGCAUCGUCUUCAGGUACUUCUUGGGGGGAGGGCAGCUGAAGAAGUAAUUUAUGGGCAGGAUACAUCAAGGGCAUCAGUUGGCUACCUUGCAGAUGCAUCUUGGCUUGCUCGUAAAAUUAUAACCAUAUGGAACUUGGAGAAUCCAAUGGUUAUACAUGGAGAACCACCUCCUUGGAGAAAGAAAGAAAGAUUCGUGGGCCCACGCUUGGACUUUGAAGGAUCACUUUAUGAUGACUACGGCCUAAUUGAACCUCCUGUAAACUUCAAUUUGGAUGAUCAAGUUGCACAGAGAACUGAGGAGUUAAUACAGGAUAUGUAUGAAAAAACAGUUUCUUUACUAAGACAGCAUCAUGCAGCUUUGCUCAAAGCUGCUAAGGUUCUUCUUAAUAAGAAGGAAGUUAGUGGAGAAGAAAUUGAUUAUAUUUUAGACAGUUACCCUCCUCAAACACACAUAAGUCUUCUUUUACAGGAGGAAAAUCCUGGAAGCCUACCAUUCAGCAGAAAAGAACUAGAGGAUGAACUUGAUUAUGCUCUGUUAUCUCCAUCAGAAGGGCAAACCCUAUGAAACAUAUACAGCCACAGAAGGCAACGAAUCAAUUUUGUAUCGAGACGGCCACAGAUGCAGAACUCACUCAGUACACAAAAACAUCAGCAGUAGAACCUUACAUGCUCUUUGAGAGGAUAAAUGAGAUUACACAUGAAAAUUAUUGUCAAUCAAAAAAUGCUGAUUGUAAAUUAUUCUGUAAUCUAUAUACUUCUCUUUGCCCUUGUUGGCUGAAUAAACUGAAGCUAACAAGAGAGAAAAGAAAAGGAAAACGAAAAUAAUUCUGCUAGUUGGUGCAUUAAUUUAUAGAACUCUUUUUUGGUGCAUUUUAAUAUCAAAAUAGGCUAAUUUUACAGUUUCA